Molecule: messenger RNA, 1602 nt
Organism: Amaranthus tricolor (Joseph's coat)
Lineage: Eukaryota; Viridiplantae; Streptophyta; Magnoliopsida; Caryophyllales; Amaranthaceae
Product: calcineurin B-like protein 4
Exons: 9
Coding region: 410-1051 (213 amino acids)
Biological process (GO): calcium-mediated signaling
Molecular function (GO): kinase binding; calcium ion binding
Source: RefSeq, a predicted model, not a curated record
UCUAAAAGGGAGAGAGGGGCCCCAACUUGAGAUGGAGACAUAAGGUUGCCUAUAUAUACCAUCUUUUUGAUCGUCCUUAAUCAGUGUUGCCUUCAUCCCUUCAAAUUGAGAGAAGAACCAUCCAAGCUCCCUACAUCAUUUCCCCAUUCCUUUUCCCUUGUUUUUUUGUCUCUAAAUUUAUGACUACUUCUACUAUUUAAGAGAGAAAAAAACCCAUCUCUCGUAAAACACCCAUCUUCAGGAUUCAACACCAACUAGGCAGCUACCAACAAAUACAUUGAAACAAUCCUUAGAAAUCGGAAGAGAAUCAAGAACAUACAAUCUUUUUUUAAAACUUCUUGAUCAAUCCUUGCUCAUAAUUUUCAGACUAAAAGAACAGAUAGUGAGUGAAAAAUUCGUACGUUUAUAUAUGGGCUGCUGCCAUUCAAAGAAAGUUAGUCGUUCACCUGGAUACGAGGAUCCUACUAUCCUUGCCUCUGAAACACCAUUCACAGUUAGUGAAGUGGAAGCCUUGUUCGAGUUGUUCAAAAAAUUGAGCAGCUCCAUAAUUGAUGACGGCCUGAUUCACAAGGAAGAGCUCCAACUUGCACUCUUCAGAAACAGUAAAAAAGAAAAUCUCUUUGCCGAUAGGAUCUUUGACUUAUUUGAUUUAAAGCGUAAUGGUGUUAUCGAAUUCGGAGAAUUCAUUAGAUCACUAGGAGUUUUCCACCCAAAUGCACCCGUACAGCAGAAGAUCGACUUUGCUUUUCGAUUGUAUGAUCUGCGACAAACUGGGUUUAUUGAGCAAGAAGAGUUGAAGGAGAUGGUUCUGGCACUGUUGCAUGAAUCGGAUUUGAUCCUAUCAGAUGAUGUUAUCGAGACAAUUGUCGACAAGACAUUUACCGAAGCAGAUUUGAAAGGCGACGGAAAGAUAGACCGAGAAGAAUGGAAUGAAUUAGUAAAGAAGUAUCCUGCAUUGCUAAAGAAUAUGACACUUCCAUAUUUAAAGGAUAUUACAUUAGCUUUUCCGAGCUUUAUUUUAAGCUCUGAAGUUGACGACAUCGAAGUCUGAUAAAACCGAAAUAGUACACGUUUAGGAUCAAGCUCUAAACUUUCUUCACGUUCUCUCCGACUUUCAAACAUGUUUCAGCUCUACUGUUUGUGGACAAGAACGAGCCAAGGGGAACUCGGAUGGUUUUAUGCGUAUCGUUUGGAUCACAUUCGUCCUUCUUUACAAACCAAAAGAAAAGUGUAGGUAGAUAUCUAUAUGUAACCGAUAGAGUAUAUAACGACAUAUCUUGGGGUCUCGACCAUAAAAUCUUGCUGAUGUUUGAAGCCCAAAAUAUGUUAUAUGGUUUGAUGUCGAGGAGGAAUAUCUCGAUCUCGUACAUAUUUAGUUAAGAGUAGGUAUAGCACUAUAUAUAGAGCUGCUGUUUUUUUUUUCAAUGGCAGGUCAUAUAGUCUUAGAAGUAGAUAGAUGUGUAUAAUACUAGGUGUGCAAAAUGAAAGCUGAUUAGUUUAGUGAAACAUGCCUGAAAGUUUAUGCUUACUAAAGUUUAUACUGUUUGAAGAGGUCGAAUGUAUACAACUUUAGUCUUGAUAUUUUAUCUUGUUUCGAUAAUC